This is a messenger RNA of Colletotrichum truncatum, 408 nucleotides long. Its product is annotated as DUF636 domain protein. Gene Ontology annotation, molecular function: carbon-sulfur lyase activity. The record is from RefSeq and is a predicted model, not a curated record. NCBI's taxonomy places the organism in Eukaryota, Fungi, Ascomycota, Sordariomycetes, Glomerellales, Glomerellaceae.
AUGCCUACCAGUGAGUGUGUUUGCGGCAACAUCAAGGUCGAGAUUUCAGGCGAUCCCUUGGCCACUGUUGUAUGUCACUGCAAUGAUUGUCGCAAAAUAUCUGGAAGUGCGUUUAGCUUCAACUGGAUGGUCCCACAAAAUACCGUCAAAAUUACUGGUGAAACCAAGACAUUCAAAACUACUGCGAAUAGUGGAAAUUUAGUCACAAAUCACUUCUGUGGUGACUGUGGUGUAACUCUGUGGAGUAAUACCCCGGCAACUCCAGGACUUAUGUGCCUUAAAGCUGGAACUUUCAAUGACUCGAAGGACCAAAACAACCCUCAUCCUAUGUCGGAAAUCUUCGUCUCUCGCAGACUAGGCUGGCUGUCCGCUAUCCCCAACGCCGAUCAAAAGAAAGAGAUGGACUAA